GCCAUAAAAGAGACCAAUACUAGAUGCAAGUCUACAUUUCUGCAUGUAAAAUGUUGAAUCCAGUGGAACGAUAUGACACAAACCUUGUUUUUCAUGGUUUGGUGUUAAUAAUUACUCUAAUGAAUAAACUGCUGAAUCUGCCAAUUGUCACAGCUGGCCAAAGUUCUCACUUUACACUGACCCCCGCCUAUCUGCUGCCUAUGCAUCGGUCUGCGACAGCGUUUCUGUAUGUGUGUGUUUAAAGGCAUUAAGAUUUAUAAAAGACGCACAGAUAAACUAAAGGCAGGUUGCCCAUCAUAGGAAGGUAAUAAAAUCUACAGGUCAAACAAAGCAGCUUCAGGUACAAGUGGAGUCAUGGAAGAUCCUUCGUCCGACAAAGUGACCAUCAACAACCCAGCAGACAUCACCAUCAUCGUUGGAUAUUUCAUCAUGGUCAUUGGUGUCGGCAUUUGGUCCAUGUUUCGAAUCAAUCGCGGGACGGUUGGAGGAUAUUUCCUGGCAGGGCGCACCAUGACCUGGUGGCCGGUUGGUGCGUCUCUGUUUGCCAGCAACAUUGGUAGUGGUCACUUUGUGGGCUUGGCAGGCACUGGGGCAGCCAGUGGCAUCGCUGUGGGGGGAUUUGAGUGGAAUGCUCUGUUCAUCGUGCUGCUGCUCGGCUGGUUGUUUGUACCGGUCUACCUCACGGCUGGGGUGAUCACGAUGCCCCAGUACCUGAAGAAGAGGUUUGGGGGGACCAGGAUCAGCCUCUACCUCUCCGUUAUCUCUCUGUUCCUCUACAUUUUCACCAAGAUCUCGGUGGACAUGUUUUCAGGAGCAGUGUUUAUCCAGCAGGCAUUAGGGUGGAACAUCUACGUUGCCGUCGUCACCCUUCUGUUAAUUACAGCCUUGUACACUGUCACAGGUGGCCUGGCUGCUCUGAUGUACACUGACACAUUUCAGACAUUCGUCAUCAUCGCUGGGGCCUUCGUCCUCACCGGUUUCUCUUUUGCUGAAGUAGGAGGCUACAACGCUCUGCUGGCCAAAUACAGCUCAGCUAUGCCAAGUUAUUUCUCCUCCAUGGAUCCCCAGCGCUACAACAUCUCCACCGAGUGCUACACCCCCAGACAGGAUGCCUUCAGCCUGCUGAGGGACCCCACCACCGGGGACCUGCCCUGGCCUGGAGUGGUGUUUGGAAUCGCUAUAGUGGGAGGCUGGUACUGGUGUACAGACCAGGUGAUAGUCCAGCGGUGCCUUGCAGCUCGUAAUCUGACCCAUGUGAAGGCCGGCUGCAUCAUGUGUGGCUACCUGAAACUGCUGCCGAUGUUCCUCAUGGUGUUCCCCGGCAUGAUCAGCAGGGUCCUCUACCCAGAUGAGGUUGGCUGUGUUGUCCCUGAGGUGUGUAAGAGGGUGUGUGGGACUGAGGUGGGCUGCUCCAACAUUGCCUAUCCAAAGCUGGUGGUGUCAAUCAUGCCGAAUGGUUUGCGAGGUCUGAUGCUGGCUGUGAUGCUGGCUGCUCUCAUGUCCUCUUUGGCCUCCAUCUUUAACAGCAGCAGCACUCUGUUCACCAUAGACAUCUGGACUCGCAUCAGACCACGGGCCACCGAGCGCGAGCUCAUUAUUGUAGGCAGAGUCUGGGUCCUGUGCAUCGUAGCCAUCAGUAUCUGUUGGAUCCCAGUUGUCCAGGCGGCUCAAAGCGGUCAGCUGUUUGAUUACAUCCAGUCAAUCUCAAGCUAUCUGGCUCCACCCAUCGCCUCCGUCUUCCUCCUGGCUGUGUUUGUUAAGCGGGUCAAUGAAACGGGUGCGUUCUGGGGCCUGAUAGGCGGCCUGGUGAUGGGUCUGUGUCGGAUGUUGCCUGAGUUCUGGUUCGGUACUGGCAGCUGUAUUUUCCCCUCCAGCUGCCCUUUCUUGGUGUGUGGGGUCCAUUACCUCCACUUUGGAAUCAUACUUUUCUUCUGUACAUCAGUGCUGGUGCUGGUGGUUAGCUACUGCACCCAGCCAAUAGAGGAUGAACAUCUCCAUCGUCUGGUGUUCAGCCUGCGUCACUCCAAAGAGGAGAGGAAGGACCUGGACUGGGAGCAGGAGGAGAAAGGGAGAAGAGGCUGUAGACAGCCUGAGGAGAGGGCGAGGGAGAAUGACGACAGUGACGCAGUGGCUGAAGAGGCAGAAAAGUCUGGCUCCAAGGCCUACGAGCGAGGAACGCCUGAGGCAUCAGAGACGCUGCCUGACAUCAGCGAGGCCCCGGUGUGGAAGAACACUGUGGAUGCUAAUGCUCUCAUUAUGAUGGCUGUAGCAGUUUUUAUGUGGGGUUACUACGCCUAACUGUCCUGUUGAUUCUAGUUGAAAGUGGAUGUUAAAAUGUGAGUUGGGUAUCUUGAUGUGACUACGUUUAAUCACUUAGUUGGGUCGACCCUCACAGGACUCCAAGAUAAAUACAAGUGCUGCCAUCUGUUGGUGAAUACUUGUCACUGCACUGUAAAUCAUGUUAUAGCAAUUAAAAAAAAGGUUGAGAAGAGGCAGUCAUGCAACUAAACUGCCAGCAGUCUCACUUCUCUGCAGAGUACAAGAGGUUGUGAUCCUUCGCUGCAUUUCUCCAGUUUUAAGGAGUAUGUGUAAUGCAGUUUAGAAAUAUUUUAUCACGUUAGAAUGCCAUUACUGUAUACUGUUACAUGUUGAUUCAACCACAACUCAAUCUGUACCUGCUUCCAGCACUGAAACCAGAGUGUGAGAAGAAAAAAAAUAUAAUUUGGAAGCCAGGUAAAAACUCAAUUAAGCCUCAAGUUUUUUUUUUUUUUUUUAACCUUCUUUUAAACUUUGGCUCAAAAACUCAAUGAACAGGGUGAACUUCAGUCAGCACACAUCCAGCAUUAGCUAUGAUACUAAAGAGCAAUGAAUGUCAAACACUAAUAUUACUCAAUACUAAGGAGGUCAUGUUGUAGGGGGCUAAAGUGAAUUUCUAGUCAAUGCAGUCUCUGAUUUGUAUUUACUUGUACUUUGUCAUUUAAUCAGGGACGAGAUAUCAUCAGUGUGGACAAAUAAAAAAAUAUAUAA
Messenger RNA from Chelmon rostratus (copperband butterflyfish), 3027 nucleotides. It is a transcript of the gene slc5a2, whose product is annotated as solute carrier family 5 member 2. Gene Ontology annotation, biological process: transmembrane transport; sodium ion transport. Gene Ontology annotation, molecular function: D-glucose:sodium symporter activity. Lineage: Eukaryota; Metazoa; Chordata; Actinopteri; Chaetodontiformes; Chaetodontidae. The record is from RefSeq and is a predicted model, not a curated record. Bases 355 to 2298 code for a protein of 647 amino acids. The transcript is spliced from 15 exons. Gene Ontology annotation, cellular component: plasma membrane.